AUGGAGCAAGUGCGGUUGCAGUCAAGUUGCUUCCAGUACUGUGUUUUAUCAUUCCAGGAAGUUCUUGACUGGAGGUUUCUCAUUUCUGGAAACUUUCUGCUCGUUUCCUUUGCAAACUACACUUAG
This is a messenger RNA of Spirodela intermedia, 126 nucleotides long. Lineage: Eukaryota; Viridiplantae; Streptophyta; Magnoliopsida; Alismatales; Araceae. The record is from the annotation of a GenBank genome assembly.